Sycon ciliatum is the source of this 3252-nucleotide messenger RNA. RefSeq lists its product as uncharacterized. Bases 304 to 2217 code for a protein of 637 amino acids. The transcript has 16 exons. The record is from RefSeq and is a predicted model, not a curated record. Gene Ontology annotation, molecular function: protein binding. Lineage: Eukaryota; Metazoa; Porifera; Calcarea; Leucosolenida; Sycettidae.
GCUAGGCCCUAGGCUACGAAAAUAGAGAGAUCACAAGUCGGCGCAUCUCAGUGUUCAUGUCCAGGCGGCGAAAUGAAACAGUGUACCAAUGGCCAAAGCACAAUGUACACAGCACUUGAGUUUUGAGUUCUUGUUGAUAAACCAUUGAUUCACAGCUGAAACAGUCGUAGCCACUUGUGUAUAUGCCACCCGGUUCAGUAUUAGUCCAGUGCUGUAUUUGCUCAGGACUCGAGCGGUGAAGGAAGACAGUUCGAAACACCAAGCUUAGCUGCUAGCUGUCGUCGAGAGUUGAAAGAAAACAGGAUGUCCUCGUCGGACCCAGAGAGCAGUGAUGAACUAGAGUCUAGUAGUAUUGCUGACAGUGACUCUGGUUCGCACAAGGAGGACGUUCGAGCCACGCCAAACAGCGACGACAAUGAAUCAAAUCGCAGCAGCAGCAGCGACACCGAUGAUGACGUCAGCGGUAGCGAUGACCGUGACAACGCCAGUAGCCAUGACGACAGCCGUGGGGGUAGUAGUAGUAGUAGUAGCAGUGGUCACACAUCCCGACGUGUUGCCGGGAAGGCUAGACUCCGGAAAGGAGGUACUGACAGGAAUUUUGCCGGUGAUCUUACAGAGGAUUCAGAAGAUGGCAGCAGUGAUGCAGAUAGCGAUGUCCCGUCCGUGGCAAGUCGCCUGGCCCGCACAUCUGCGGACAUUCGAGCGCCCCCUCGCGUACCCGAGUUGCAGCUACACCCAUGGCAGCGGGUGACGUCCCGAUCAGAGUCUGACCUGCGUCCCCUGGAGGAAAAGUUUGAUGAGGCGCGGCGACUUGCUAAGAUGGCCUUGGACAGCGGUCAGGCUAACACCCACGCACACUACCUGACCAGGGCUGUGUCUCUAUCAUCUCUUCUGCACGGUCACACCAGUUUGAUCACAAUCGACUUACGCAGACAGCUAGCUGAGGCCUAUAUGGAUGUGUUGGAGUACGUUCCCCAAGCCGCACAGCACGCCAAGGAAGUGCUGAAAGCGCUACGCAGCGGCGGCACCAACAGCAGCAGGGACGUGGAAAGCGAGGCGCCCAACCUACCCGGCCUGGCUACUAGCAACGGUGGCGGUGAACACGGCAACAACACAGACGCCGAUGAGGAUCAUCAUCAUCAUCAUCAUCAGCGGGGUCAUGCAUUCAGAGCGGAUCAUGUCGUCGUCAUACCCAGUGGCGUUCAGCCCCAGCUGACCGGCUCUGCGUCGGUACUGCACAAUGGCGUUGCUAUGGCGAGCGGCGGAGAGGCCUCUAGAGGCAUGGCUGGCGGUGUUUCCGUUGACUACAUCGAGUUCAGAUGUUUGCUGUGCCUGGGAAAGGCCGAGCAGAAGCAGAAUAGGAGUAGAGUAUCAGUGAGAACUUUAGAGGAGGCCGAUCGGCGCCACCGACGCAUUGUCCAGACGACGGGGCGAUGCGACGUCGCGGAUAUCGUUGCCUUGGCGACUGCGAGGUCACGGGCCCUUGGGUCACUGCGGAGGACGUCUGAAGCGGCCAAUGUCAUCCGGAAGGCAAUCAGUUACUGCUCGCAGUUGAUGGAGAGUGAGGCUAGCGUAACCAAGGCAACGGAAAGUCCCAUCAGCACCACUGCUACCGUCUCCUGUGCCGACCUGUACAUGCAGCUGGGAACAAUAUUGAAUACUGGAGAGUCAAGGACAGAUGCCAUGGCGGCCAUUCGUGAGGCGCGCACACUGCUCAAGACAACAACGUUGCGCCAAUCCGAACGUACGGCUGAGUGUGAUCUGCGUAUGGCACACAUGCUCAUGGAGUCACCACAACACCAAGGCGGCUCACCGGAGGCGUACCUACGUCGAGCCCUUAAGGUGCUGCAUCGCCUUCACGGCCGUCAGCACCCCAAGGCGUUGGAGAUACAGGAGGACAUUGCCCGUCUGAUGGUGCAGAGCAGUCGGAAUCAAGACGCAGUUGAUCUCCUGAAAGAAGUUAUUCAUGACAAGGCAGCGGUUUUCGGUGACCCAUCGGUUGAGCUUGGCAAAUCCUACCAACUACUCGGGACUUUGUGCCUGGCGUCAGGCAAUCUCUCCGAUGCUCACAGCCAUCUCACUAAGGCGAAGGAGCUACUCUCCUCCUUGUUGGGGUCCAGUAAUCGGCAAAUUGAACAGCUGAACAAGCUGAUCUCAAUGCUGGACAGCUCCCAGACGCAGCAGGGAGGACGGAAUCGGCAGCGCUUUGCCGUCUAGCCACACUCUGAGUACGGCGGCUGGUGCAAUCAGAUAUCCAAGACAUGCUGGCCUGAUGGCAACUCAUGGUAAAUACGAGAAAAGCUGAUCAGUGAUCAACCUGUCAUCAUGAUAUCAAUGUAUUACAUUCAUGAGUCAUGACAUCAUCACAGCAAAGUGGUGAUGCCAUGAUGACAUCAUCCAGGCAUCAAAGUAUUGCUUUGGAAGAAUUUCUGUAAUGUGGCCAUGAUGUUGGAGCAUCAUGAUCUCGUAACAGAUCAGCAUCUCAGCCUGCGCAAUGAGUGGGACAACCGUUAUGUAUCCCGUUCAGUGAUCCCAGGUCUGUUGGUGUGUGUGACACACUGCUACAGGACACCAGUCACAACUCACAGACCGGCAAUACUUGAUAUGCAAUGGUUAAUAUGCAAUGGUUAAGUUAAAUCAACAGCCAUAUACAUGUAGGUACUCUGUGAUGACAUGUACCGGUGUGUUCCAUUGAUUUACCUGUGCUAUGAUCACACAGCAAUGAAGCAAACAAAUCUCUUGCCGCCGUUACUCGGAGUUUCGUGUGAAACACUCAUCAGACAGCAUAAGCUUCAUUGCUGUGUGAUCAUUGUACUACUGGCUCUGUCCACUGGUCAUAGAGCACUAUACGCGGCCUGAGGACCUUACACAACUGAUUUACCUGUGCAUAUAGACCUAUGGGUCUACCGGUAUGCCAUAGAGAAGUUGAUGUUGUCUGAGGAUUGCCUUAGCUUUGCUAUGUGCAUGAAACGCAGCGUUACAGCAAUGACGUAGCCGAUUGUCUCUGUUCUCUUCUGCCUUUGUGGAGAAGUUGAUGUUAUAAUUAUGAUUAGUUGUCUGAUGAUUGCCUUAGCAUUUAGCUACGUGCAUGAAACGCAGCGUUACAACGUAUGUUUCUAUAAUUGGUGAAACCAUUCUUUUUGACCUUUGUGGUUACGCUCCGCCCCUGUGGUGUUGAGCACUGUUGAAACCUGGGUAUACCCACUUAUGUAAUUAUGAUUAGUGAUAUGUACGUGUUCCGUGGCCUAUUCA